CCAACAUAAAUGUCAUAAAGUGUUACUGAAAACCGAAAAUGGACGAAAGCGGUGUUUCAUAAAACUUCGUUUGAAUUUACUGAGACUUGUUGAAUAAGAAUAAAGUUAUAAAUUGUAAAUGUGCGCAAAUGAUAGUAUUAAGAAAUUAAUAAUGAAGAUGGCGCCAGGGUAAUUUAAUCACAGACAUACUGUGGAUCAAUACUUGAAGCCUGAAGGGAGGACAUUGUUACCAGAAAAUCCUCUAAAGAGGUAAAAUAUUUGAAUACUUGUGCAUUAAAUUACGUAAAAAUGAUGAACAGGGACAAACGUGAGCCAGAGUACCCGACGGAGCUGGAGUCGGAAUUCAUAUUACGGCUUCCAGACGAACCUGCGAAGAUACUCAGAGAAGUGUUGAAAACGGGCGACAAUCUCAAGAAUCGCCUCACCAUCCAGAUGGACAACGACAUGAGGCAUGGUGAAGUACUUGAUCACUGGCUCAUGCAUGCCAAGAUCGUCGACCUGCCGACCGUCACAGAAGCUCUCAAGACCAUUGACAACAAAAGCUUUUACAAGACAGCAGACAUCUGUCAGAUGAUGAUUUGCAAAGACGAGCCUGACCAACCAUCUACGGAAGAGGAGUCACCUGCCAAGAAAAAGAAAGACCCUUAUAAGGUAGACAAGAUUUUGUGGCCCCACGGCAUAACACCGCCGACGAAAAAUGUUCGCAAACGUCGCUUCAGAAAGACGUUGAAGAAGAAGUAUGUAGAAGCUCCCGAGAUAGAGAAGGAAGUUAAGAGAUUGCUCCGUGCAGACAACGAAGCGGUCAGUACCACUUGGGAAGUCAUAACAGAAGAAGAUGAACAGCAUCCAAAACAAGAGCCCACGAGCACUGUAACACACAUUAAGCCUGAAAAGAAAACCAAAGCUGAACGUAAUCCUAAGCGUGAACCACCUUCAGAUGCCACUAAUCCGGAAUCUUCAAAUGUUGUAGACAUCUUUGGAGGCGCUGUGAGUGACAGUGAUUUGGAGGAUGAAAACAUCAAUGUAGAAUUGGAAGACAGCCAUCUGUCAGCAUACGACAGCCGUCUCUCAAAGACUCAGCACGAGAUAGCUGGAAUGGAGAACUUGGCGCUGCGCCAGCGAUUCCAGGACAUUUUGCAUACUCUGAACCAAGAUAUCAUGUACAAGGAAAUGGAAUACCAAGGCAUGGUUACGCUUCAAAAUUCUGAUGAUAUAUGACAUAAAAAGUAAAUGACUGCUAACUAAUGCAGUCAUGAUUGAGCGGAUCAGUCUCGUGCCCGAUUGUGGCAAUCAAGAUGGAGAGAAAUGGGGGUUUUACUAAUACAUUUACCUUUGUUAUGGAUGUCUAGUAUUUGAUCUGUAAUCUGAUUGUCUAGUAUCAGUAGUUUCUAUGGCGUUGUAUGUCGUUUGAACAUUCUGAAUGUCUAUAUACUUGUUUACUUAGGGUACUGUAUGUAUACAUAAUCCUCAAAUGUGCACAUAAUAUAUUCAAUAAUUUUUGCACAACUUAUGUGUAAUAAUCAAAUAUGUUUUACAUUUCCAUAUCCAUACCAUGAAUUUGUAUUAAACCAGUGUCGCUCAUUGUACGGAGCAUUCAAUUUUAAUGGAUUUUAUGUAAUCAUAUCUCGGAAGUUGUAAUGUUGUAUUUAAAAUAUAGUUGUCAUAUAUAAAUUUGCAGAUGAUGAGAUAAGGCACCAUCAAAGUAUUAUGUAUAGUAAUUUUUGACUAUUAGAUUCUAGCAAUAUGUAACAUAUAUAUUAUAAACUUAUUAUACCCUAAAGUAGUAAGGUGAUCUGGCUUGUAUAUCCACUGAACAUAUUGUUCCAUGACAUUGUAUACUGUAAUCAGGAACUCCUUACUAGACAUAGAAGAUUAUUCAAAUAAAAUUUUACAAAUUUGUCCUUGGAAUGGUAAAUAUACUAUUUAUGUAUGGUAUUAUGUAUCUAACAUGACUGAAGAAAUGGUUGGAAAGUGAAGGAAGACAUGACAGAAGUAAAGGGAGUGAGGAAGAUGUUUAGAAGGGAAGGAAGAUAAUAUAUUGGGAAGAAUGAACAACACAUUGCUGUGAAUUGCUGAAAGCUGAUUGGGGUCACCCAAGUAAAUUGUGAUGGCAAGAGAAUGAGAAUAAUAAUUAAAUAUUAAUAAUAAUGAACUAGUCUGAACUUUAUGCUUAUACUAUUUAUGAUCUAUUAUAUCUUUAUGUGAAAUAAAGGAAUUUUAAAACUUU
Molecule: messenger RNA, 2227 nt
Organism: Manduca sexta (tobacco hornworm)
Lineage: Eukaryota; Metazoa; Arthropoda; Insecta; Lepidoptera; Sphingidae
Product: transcription initiation factor TFIID subunit 7-like
Biological process (GO): RNA polymerase II preinitiation complex assembly; transcription initiation at RNA polymerase II promoter
Cellular component (GO): transcription factor TFIID complex
Molecular function (GO): RNA polymerase II general transcription initiation factor activity
Source: RefSeq, a predicted model, not a curated record